This is a messenger RNA of Durusdinium trenchii, 1641 nucleotides long. NCBI's taxonomy places the organism in Eukaryota, Dinophyceae, Suessiales, Symbiodiniaceae. The record is from the annotation of a GenBank genome assembly.
AUGGGUUUGCAAAGGGCCCCAGACUCCCAAGUGGCCAAGGAGCGUCGGCGUGUAGUAAAAGCUCGGCAAGUAGCACGCAAAAUGGCUGCAAGUGCAACAAUGAAGUUCCGCAGGUCAGGAGGCCGGGCACGUUGUGCAGGCAGGUUGAGCUGUACUAGCUACUUUUUUGACCUAGGCUAUGGCAAGAAAUUUGCUUCUUGCUGGGAGCCGCCGAGCAUGGGGAUCGAAAGCUCCCCUGCAUACCGAUUCGUGGUGUCCCGCUGUGGGAUUGACCCGCUGCCAGAACCUGAAGACAGAGAUGGUGCCCCAGUCAAAGGUGGCUUGCCCUUCAACCAGUACCCUCCGAACUUGCUGGUGGAUGGGCAACGUGCUUAUUGGCUGCCAGAUGAUUGGGCACAGGUGGUCAAAAACACAGGACCUGGAGGCACCUAUGUUGGUUGGUUAAAUCCAGGCGGAAAAUUCUUCUACCACAGACAUGGAUAUCCGACUGCAAUCGAAGAAUCUCUUGGUAGGGUACUGACGGCGGUUGAUGGCUUCAACGGCAUAAUGAGGUCCGUUGGCAAGGUGGUUACCGAGCAGGGCGACAAAGACUUCUUGGAAACAUGUUUGACUUCCAAGGAGCGCAGGAACAUUGUGCCGGUGAGGAAGUUUCACUUUGCUGUGAUCUCGGCCCGUCGGGCCACUUCCCCUGAUGGCAUUCACAACAUCAUGGUGGUGGAAGCGCAUUUUCGAUUGAAGGGGGUACGUCCAACCUGGUAUGUUGAUGAAGCCAGUCACUCGGACUAUGAGAAGCUUGGUUUGCGGGUCAAAGUGGGAGGCAAGUUAACUCCAGCCAGAAACAAAGCCUUGGAGGAAGCGAGAAGACAAGGCUGUGUGUGUGUUCAAGUGAGUGAUGAUAUCUCCAAAUGGGAAUACUACAAUGUCGCACAGCAAGAUUUCCGUGGUAAGAUGAGUUUCAAAAAGGCCAACGAAGCUGUCAAGGGCAUCAAGCCAAUGACUAUCUCUCCUGUUUGUGCUGCUCAGUUCAUUCUGGCAAAGAUGCGCUCAUCAAACGAAAAGCCCAAACUCGGUGGUGUUUUCCCAACCUUGAAUGCGGCCCUGUCCUUGGGAGCUCCUGAAUUUUCGACGCAGCACUUCAUUCUAGGUGAUUUUUUUGUGGUAGAGCUUUCGCCAUGUCGCUUUGAUGAAUCCAUGACAUUGAAAGAAGACUAUGACUACACAUGUAGCCACUUGCAGCAUCAUGGUCAUGUGCUCCGAUGCAACCGAAUGUUUGCACACGCACGGCAUGCUACAAACAAAGGAGGUGCCGUGGCUAUCCGAGACAGUGCUGGAGCGAAGGAAAAGCUCAACAUAUCCAUUUUGAUGAAGAAAUGGCCUGGCGCAUUUUGUUUGAAUGGCAGGCGAAAGCACGAAGUUGUUUUGAGCUGGAAGAGGUGCAAAACCGACCCAUGCAGAGCACAAAGCACCACAAAGACAUUCGAGGAGCACAAAUGCCUCAAGUUGUCAGGCGCAAGCAAGCUGGGCAAGGGAAAGUCAGUAAAACCUAUCAAGCACCUGAAGUCCAAUGGGCAUACUGGGCAGAUGCGGCAGACGCACCUCAAGCAGCGGUCACUAAGGUGCCGGGCAGUGGUUAAGCGUUGA